AUGGCGACGCCCGCAACUCAGGAUGGCGCUCCGACGAACGGAGGUGCGCCCAAGCCAAGCUUCGGCAUGCGUCUGCGGAACUUUGGACGUCAGGCCAUCAAGGGACCGAGUGUCCCUCACUCCAUCCUCUUUGGUGUCGGAGCAGGUUUCUGCGCCUACGCAGGAUACUACCUGUACCGCGCUGUGCGCCUGAGUUUGUUCGAUACAGAGAGCGUCGCUCUCCAGUCCCGUCUUCGCUAUGCAGAGAAGCAAAAACUGUUUCAGCAAGAAUUAGAUCGCGAGUUGGCGGCUGGGCACAUCGCCAGUCUCGUCGCAGAGUACGACCCCGUCGCCACCCGCCUCCCGUUCCAGCCUAUGCAAGAUCGAUACCGAGUGUGA
This is a messenger RNA of Neospora caninum, 378 nucleotides long. RefSeq lists its product as hypothetical. NCBI's taxonomy places the organism in Eukaryota, Apicomplexa, Conoidasida, Eucoccidiorida, Sarcocystidae. The record is from RefSeq and is a predicted model, not a curated record. The coding region runs from base 1 to 378 and encodes 125 amino acids. The transcript has 4 exons.